UCCACGGUUUUCCUCGUAGUUCGAUAUUUGCGGAGUUCAGACUGUUUAUUGACUGUGUUAAAAUGAGUUAUUCUGGUUACUACAGAGGAAGAGGUGGUGGCCCUCGAGGCCCACCCCGUGGUGGCGGACCUCGGCAACCUGGCGGAUAUGGACCACCCCCACUACCACCUGACAUGAUAUACAAAUCAUUUGACCCUCUAGAGUCAAAGCACUUGUUCCAACGGGUAGCACCUGAGAAAGAUGACACAGAACUGUCUCAAGCAAUCAUCGCCAAGAAUCUGGAGCUCACCCCGCCUCCUGAAGAGCUUGCUAAGCUGCAAGAACAGGUUACAAAGUUAACGAGUAUAGUCGACACUCUGGUCGUCAGUCCUGCACCAGAAGUCGAUAUCGAGGAGAUGCGUGUAGUGGGUUCCUUCAAGAAAGGCACUAUUCUAGCCGGUCAUAAGACAGCUGAUAUCGUACUGAUCAUCAAACAUCUUCCUACUCUCGAGGACAUCACCAACAUUCAGAACCUGAUGAAAGAGAAGAUGAACGCUCAGCAGCCAGAAAAGAGCGAAAGAAAGCGACCACUAAGUCACAUGAGUCUGGUUAGCUAUACCUUCAAUGGAUCCACCCUGAACGUGUUUGUUACGACCCUUCCCAACAACACCAAGGAAACAAUCGACCCUGAAAAACAUCUGAAAUUAGAAAAUUUAAAGAACAGUUUGGCUGCAAUUCGUCACGCAAGAUGGUUUGAAGAGAAUGCUUACCAGUCUAGUAUCAGAAUCUUGGUGAGAAUACUCAAAGACUUCAAGAAGAGGAUCCCCUUCUUCAUGAAUGUGAACCCUUGGACUAUCGACUUACUAGCGCAUCACUCUGCAGUUUCUAACACUAAUGGGAACACACUAUCUGUGCCUCAAGUUUUCAGACGAUGUUUGCAGUUACUGGCAGCUGGUAUUCUUCUCCCUGGCUCAGCCUCUAUCUCAGACCCUUGCGAACCCGGUUUCGUGAAAGCACACUCCUUCAUGAGUUACGAACAUCAAGAUGAAUUGGCCUGCGGAGCUCAAACCCUACUCAGAGCCCUCUCCCACGGAGGCUACAAAGAAAUCCUGGCCAUGAAAGGAGCUAGGAAGAUUACCUUUGAGAAUGCUGUGAUGUUUGAUGGAAUAAUUGUUACCCCCUCCAAGCUGGCUUACGAGAAACCUACAGAACCUGCUGAGGCUAUGGAGACGAACGGCUCAUAGUUUCCACAACCAGAAGAGAUUUCCAGAUAGGAGAUGUUUCAUCAACAAUUAAUUGUUACAUUCAGUGGUUCAUUUAACCUCAGAAAAUCGU
This is a messenger RNA of Bolinopsis microptera, 1314 nucleotides long. Its product is annotated as interleukin enhancer-binding factor 2-like. The record is from RefSeq and is a predicted model, not a curated record. Gene Ontology annotation, cellular component: catalytic step 2 spliceosome. Gene Ontology annotation, biological process: positive regulation of DNA-templated transcription. NCBI's taxonomy places the organism in Eukaryota, Metazoa, Ctenophora, Tentaculata, Lobata, Bolinopsidae. Gene Ontology annotation, molecular function: double-stranded RNA binding; DNA binding.